Molecule: messenger RNA, 2304 nt
Organism: Pochonia chlamydosporia 170
Lineage: Eukaryota; Fungi; Ascomycota; Sordariomycetes; Hypocreales; Clavicipitaceae
Product: transmembrane and coiled-coil domain-containing protein
Exons: 2
Coding region: 1-2304 (767 amino acids)
Source: RefSeq, a predicted model, not a curated record
AUGGCACCACUCUGCGCAGACCCGCGGCAGGUCGUCAUCGCCCUCAACCCCGCGAGACGAGCCGCUCUCCUCACACUCAUCCAAGAAAUCAUCGCCUUCAUGACACUACAGCUCGUCAACCCCAACGACGAACUAGGUUCACUCACCGACUCAGACGGCGAAACCGACAACACCAAAACACAGCAAUCCUCCAACACCCCACCCCACAAUAUCCCAAGGAAACCCGUCAGGAAACCAACCGGCAAUGCCGCCAGACAGAUUGAACAAAUCCAAGAAGCAGCAACGGAGUACAUGCAGGAAUGGAAAUCCGGCUUCCUCCCCCGUCUCAACGAGAUCAUCCGCGUCCAAGACACGCCCCAGAUCAAAGAGGAGCGGAAAAACCGCCAAGCAGCCCUCGACAAGAAGAAGCUCGACACGCCGGAAGAGGGCGAAAACCUCAUCAGCUUCGGGGACGUGCAGAUCGACAAGUCGGAAGACGUGGCUGCUCUCCAGAAGCUGUACCACCCCAUUCCCACGAGAUUGACUACCGUUCCGGCGCAGGAUCGUCGAGAAGCACUAAGCUGCGUGUUGCUGCUGCUGCUCUCCACGGGGAAGUACUCGGCUCACUCCCGAACAAUGGUGCUGUAUCUCGCGUCGGCGCUCGAGAUUCCCCAGACGUUUGUCAACAAGGAGGAAGUGGAAAUUGCGCACUCGCUCAUGGAGUCAUCCACCGCAGACAAGAACAAGAAGGAUACCAUGUCUGCGGAGGCGGAAGCCGAGAAGCGCAGACAGCAGAACAAGUUUAGUCGAUUCUGGAAAGUCGGUCUUGCAAGUGUAGCUGGCGCGGCGGUCAUUGGGGUGACGGGCGGUCUUGCUGCGCCGCUGGUAGCUGGUGCGAUAGGCGGCAUCAUGGGCGGCGUGGGUUUAGGAGGUGUUGCGAGCUUCUUGGGUAUAUUCUGGAUGAACGGUGCUCUUGUGGGUGCUUUAUUCGGCGCUUACGGGGCCAAGAUGACGGGUGAAAUGAUGGACAAGUACGCCAAAGAAGUAGAAGACUUCAAAUUCAUCCCUCUCGCACCAGACUACGGCGCCGACUUCCAACAUCCUACUACAGCACCCCCAGGUCAAGAAGCCCGCCGACUCCGCGUCACAAUCGGAAUAAACGGCUGGCUCAACACAGAAUCCGACAUCAUCACCCCAUGGCGAGUCCUCCCCCUCUCAGAAACAGAAGUAUUCGCCCUCCGCUACGAAAUGAAGACGCUCCUGAAUCUCGGAACCGCCCUCCAAGACCUCGUCCAAUCCUUCGCCUGGAAGACCCUCAAAGUCGAAAUCAUCAAACGCACCGUCCUCGCCACCCUCUGGGCAGCCCUCUGGCCGAUCCAAAUCCUUGCCGCCGCCUCCAACGUCGACAACCCCUUCAGCCGGGCGAGCAACCGCUCCAAAAAAGCAGGCCACCUCCUCGCCGACGCGCUCAUCAACAAAGUCCAGGGCGAACGACCCGUCACCCUCAUCGGCUACUCGCUCGGCGCCACCGCCAUCCACGCCUGUCUCCAGUCCCUCGCCGAACGAAAAGCCUUUGGCCUGAUCGACAACGUCGUCAUCAUCGGUGCUCCCGCGCCCUCAAACGCAGCACACUGGCGCACACUGCGCUGUGUCGUGUCAGGAACCAUUUUCAACGUGUACUCUGAAAACGACAUGAUGCUGGGCUUUGUGUACCGCAUGCACAGUCUUGCUAUGGGCGUGGCUGGCCUCCAGCCAAUCGAGGGCGUAAACGGCAUUCAGAACCUGAAUCUCAGUGAGAAAGUGAGCGGCCACCUGCGGUAUCCGUCUCUGACGGGUGAAAUUCUCAAGGAGUGCGGAUUCAUGGGCGUCAAGGCAGGUGGUGAAAUUGAAAAAGACGACGUGAUUCGCAUGAAGGACGAGCACGCAGAAGGGAAAUUGGUCGACUUUGAUGCCAUUACCAAGGCUGAACCGCAGCGGAAGGAGAGUAAAGUCGCUGAUGACCUGCGAGGAUUGACAAUCUCCCCGCCGGCAUUAGCAGGGGAAGAAAGACCACCUCUUCCGGUUCGUCCAGCACAGCCUGAGCCAGAUGUGCGCGAUGAGCCAGACUCGGAUGACCAGUCAAAGAGGAUGGAACACAAGUCUCUUCACGAGGGAUUCGAUGAUCCGCCCUUGGUGACGGGCGGGAAGGAAAACAGCAGCAGGUUUAAGCGCGAGCAGACUCCUGAGUCGAAUGAUGGUGAUGAUGGGGAAUUUAUGGCUAUUAAAAUGGAGGAUUAUGAUGACGAUGAUGACGAUGAACACGAUGAAAAGGAUAGGAAGCACUAG